Molecule: messenger RNA, 1839 nt
Organism: Solenopsis invicta (red fire ant)
Lineage: Eukaryota; Metazoa; Arthropoda; Insecta; Hymenoptera; Formicidae
Gene: shv
Product: dnaJ homolog shv
Exons: 5
Coding region: 48-1160 (370 amino acids)
Biological process (GO): protein folding; protein maturation
Cellular component (GO): endoplasmic reticulum
Molecular function (GO): misfolded protein binding
Source: RefSeq, a predicted model, not a curated record
GAACCAAUGAAAAGCGACCACGAUUUAAGCUAUGCAGGCGUUCUCAGAUGAUCGUGGAUGAUCGUGUAACGUCUGCUACGAUGGCAGGAGUAAAAUUAAAUUGGCUGUUUUUCAUAAAUUUAAUAAUGUGCUUUGUAUUAUCGAUAGCUGGGAGAGAUUUUUAUAACAUAUUAGGUCUAUCACGUAGCGCUAGUACACAUGCAAUUAAGAAGGCUUAUAGGCGAUUAGCCAAGGAGCUACAUCCUGAUAAGAAUAAGGAUGAUCCAGAUGCCUCUCAAAAGUUUCAAGAUUUGGGGGCGGCGUACGAGGUACUGUCAGAUUCCGAGAAAAGGGAAAUGUAUGACAGAUGUGGAGAGGAGUGCUUGAAAAAGGACGGCAUGAUGAAUAGUAAUAUGGAUCCUUUCGCAAGUUUCUUUGGUGACAUUAACUUCCAUUUUGGUGGUGAAUCACAUCAACAACAUCAAACUCCUAGAGGUUCAAAUGUUGUAGUGGACCUGUAUGUCACUUUAGAAGAAUUAUAUAGUGGAAAUUUUAUUGAGAUUACGAGAAAUAAACCGGUUAUAAAGACAGCAAAAGGAACAAGAAAGUGUAAUUGUAGACAGGAAUUAGUUACUCGCAAUUUAGGAAAUGGUAGAUUCCAAAUGAUGCAACAGUCUGUGUGUUCGGAAUGUCCAAAUGUGAAAUUGGUCAAUGAGGAACGUAUAUUGGAGGUAGAAGUUGAGCCAGGAAUGGUAGAUAAUCAAGAAACUAAAUUUACUGCAGAAGGAGAACCACAUAUUGAUGGAGAACCAGGAGAUUUAAUAAUAAAGAUACAAACUUUACCUCAUCCUGUCUUCGAAAGAAAAGGCGACGACUUAUAUACAAAUGUCACAAUAUCGUUGCAAGAUGCCCUAUUAGGUUUCACAGUAGACAUAAAACAUUUAGAUGGUCACAUAGUAACUAUCCAAAGGGACAAAAUUACUAAACAUGGUGCCCGCAUUCGAAAAAAGGGCGAAGGAAUGCCUAAUUACGAUAACAACAAUCUCCAUGGUGCUUUGUACGUUACUUUUGAUAUUGCGUUCCCUGAUAACGACUUUACAGAGGAACAAAAAGAAGAUAUAAGAAAAUUACUGCAACAAACUUCGGUGAAUCGAAUAUAUAAUGGUAUACAUGGCAAUUGAAUAUUUAAGCUCAGUAUAUGUACAAAGUAAUGAGUGCGAAAUGAGUGCUUUGGUUGGUAUGUAUGUCUUUGUGUGUUUGUAUUAAGAGCGAUAUUCUUGCUUCCUUACUGAAGAAUACCAAGAGAAUCAGUAAAUCCAGUUGAUCGUAUUGAAUGCAUAAAUUGAUUAAUAUAAGUUUCUACACAAAUUCAUCAAAUGAAUUUUAUUUAGAUGUAAGACUGGUUAAACAUAGUUCUUGUUGCCAGUUAUUUAAAUUAAUAACUUGGUUCUCGUUGCCAAUUAUUUGUUGAAUGUCAACAAUAUAAUUAAACAAUUUAUUUAGUAAUUUAAAUUAUAUUGUGUUCAAUUGAAAUACAUUCAUAAUAUAGGAAAAAUUUAUAUGUACGUGGGCAGAUUUUGCAUUUAAUAUCGUGAAAUAAGACCACGUAAAAAUGAAUAAAUUAUUAAUAAAUUAAUAAUAAAUCGUACUGAUGAACCACAUUUAUAUUAUUAUUAAUAAUGUAAAGUUGGCAAAUAUCCUACAUUACAUAAAUACACGAUCCCUUUGCAAAAAAGUUUUGAACAUGAGCAGCAUGAAAUAUAUAUAAUGAAUAUAAGUAUCAUAAAAUAAGAUUAAUAAACAUGAUACAUUUGUAGCCAAUUUUUUAAUUAAAAAUAUACCCAUGUGUAUUUUAAGUGA